Pelobates fuscus (common spadefoot toad) is the source of this 1011-nucleotide messenger RNA. It is a transcript of the gene LKAAEAR1, whose product is annotated as LKAAEAR motif containing 1. NCBI's taxonomy places the organism in Eukaryota, Metazoa, Chordata, Amphibia, Anura, Pelobatidae. The transcript is spliced from 5 exons. The coding region runs from base 75 to 581 and encodes 168 amino acids. The record is from RefSeq and is a predicted model, not a curated record.
CAACGCUGGUAAACAAGCGGCAUGGCGGCCUGCAAGCAGAGGAUCCAACCAAGGGAAAUUCUCCAAUCCAUCUGAUGACAUCACAGAAGCUGACCAUGGGUACAAAUGAAAAGACAGUGGGUAAGAAUACAAUCUCGCAGGCAGAGCUCAGAAAGAUGAAUCCAGUGCAAAGGGCAAGGUGUCUGGCCUACGAGCAGCCAAAGAAAGAAGUAGCAACGUCGUUGGUCCUCACCAACAGCCGAAUACGGGAGCACACCCUGAAAUGUCUCCAGGAAACUCCACAGACCGUGAGGGACCCAGAGCAGGAGAAGCAGGCCAGGGUGGUGGGGCAACUGAAGGCAGCAGAAGCUCGAAACCGCAUACGCCUUAUGAGAUUUCGCUUCCAGUGCAUGAGGGCUCAGGAAUUAAAUAAUCUGAUCUCCUGCCAGCCCACUGCAAGAGAUGCCAUCAGGCUGGAAGCGCUGUUGCCCCCCAGACCAAUAACAGUGAGCCCCCAGGUAUCCCUGGACCGGUUCCAGCAGGAACGAGUUGAGAUUCUUCUGGAGGAUGACAGAGAAUUACUCAUAAGCAGAAUCCAUUGAAUUUUCACACCAGAGACUCCAAAAUCUCCCAUUUUAUGAAAGCAUAACCUUCCAGCCCGAUAAAUGAUGUAGCUCAGAGGACAUUUGCUGGCUGUCAAGACUGGGAAGUAGAGAGAGCUGUCCUUGAGCGAAGGUGUUUGGGAUGGGCCGUAUGAACAAGCGAUGGGGAGACCUUUGUCCUCUGUUUAGCUUCAAUUCCAGGUACAAUCAUGAUCUGACUCACACACAGGAGAUGGCAGGUUAUCUGGAACACCAGGAAUUUCUAUGGGCUCCAUUAACUAAAUAAAGAACUGGAGGAAAUUGAAACAUGUUUACAAAAAAGUUCUGAUUUUAAAAAAUUCUCCAACUCUUCUUUAAUCACAAUUUGGCGGUUGUAGGCUGAAUUUUGCAUUUUAGCUUCCAGUUAUUGAACGACACUUUUGAGUUCCCU